AUGAGUGCCUACACAGCCCUGCAUGACAAUGACAUCAGCCAUGGUGGCAGCGCAGUGCCACAGAGGAACAUUUCAAACUACAUUCCGCCAUCAGCUGCAGAAGGGGCACUGCUCUUCAUUGUGGCCCUGAUCGGUGGUUUAGGAAACAUCUUUGUAAUGGUCGUCACACUCGUCUGCCCCACAUUCCGCCAGAUGUCAUCUGCGUUUUUGUUCCACCACUGUCUGUUGGACACAAUCAAAUCAGGGUUUUGCAUUCCUUUCGGGUACAGCCUCCUGCUGGACAUCAACAUACCCCACUGUGAUCUCCUGGGGGCUGGUUACAUCCUUCUAAUGACAGUCUCAGCAUACAACCUGCUGGCCCUGUUGGUCAAUGAAGAAUAUCAAUGCUCGUUCGCAUCCAGGCGGAACUAUCGUAAGAACGGAGAUGGGUGCUGUAUAGCUUUUGGUGUUGUCAUCACCUGGUUCACCACCGUCCUGCUUCACCUUGGUGUUGCCUUCUUGCCGGGAAAUUCUGAGUACAGCAAAGAUGUUGGCAACUGCAUUUACCGAUAUGGAGUCACCAAAAACUAUGUUAUACAUGCACUCUGGGUCAUUCUAGUCACUGCAGCGAUCGUUGUCGCUGGUAUUAGCUUCUUUCACUUCUUUCGAAAAUUACGAACAAGCGCUAAGAGUCGGAAAUGGACUUUCCUUCACAAAUCUUUAUCUUCUUUAUCACCUCACAAUGCGUUAUAUAAUGACCAAACAGAGGAGGUUCAUUAUGAAUUUGAUGAUCUUUCAUCCCAGAUGGCGCUCAAGCAGUCUCGGCGAUAUCUCCGAAGAAUCAUCAUAAUGAUGGGGAUGGUUGUGUCUUUUGUGGUGUGCUGGUAUCCCCUGUUCGUGCUGACCCUGCUGGACGUUCACUACAAACAGCCACCACAUUUCUAUCGCCUGCUAAUGAUUCUGGCCUGGGCACACCCUAUAACCACACCCAUCUUCUGUGGCAUCAUCUACUAUGACACUGCAAAAGGUGAAAAGGUCACCAAGGAUGUGUACACAAAUGCCCUGCCCAUGAAAGCAUCUAGAUCCGGGGAUGCUAUCAGACAAGAGAUCAAUCAUAUGUAUGAGACCAGCGGAGGGAUUGGGUUUCACAACGAGAACUUUCAGUUCGUACCCAAUCACUCUGAAGACUCUCCAGAACUCAUUCAUGUGGAGAGUGAGUCUGAAAGUAUUCGCUGUGAUACCCAGACAUCUCACUGUGAGACAAUCAUCAAUUACAACACGGAUGAAGGUGCAUGUCAAACACUGAUUAUGUGA
Messenger RNA from Candidula unifasciata, 1293 nucleotides. Lineage: Eukaryota; Metazoa; Mollusca; Gastropoda; Stylommatophora; Geomitridae. The record is from the annotation of a GenBank genome assembly.